Brenthis ino (lesser marbled fritillary) is the source of this 609-nucleotide messenger RNA. Lineage: Eukaryota; Metazoa; Arthropoda; Insecta; Lepidoptera; Nymphalidae. The record is from the annotation of a GenBank genome assembly.
AUGCCCGUUAAAGUUGAUAUUACUCCUCCACCGCCAGCAAAUUCAAAACAACCUGGCGUUACUAAAUCUUUACUUUACAACGGCUCCAAAUUUCAAGGGCAUCAGAAAUCUAAGGGAAAUUCAUAUGAAGUAGAAGUUGUGUUGCAGCAUGUGGAUGAAGAAAAUUCAUACUUAUGUGGAUAUUUGAAAAUUAAAGGUUUAACUGAGGAGUUUCCGACACUUACGACAUUUUUCGAUGGUGAAAUUAUUUCGGCUAAAUAUCCUUUUUUAACAAGAAAAUGGGAUGCUGAUGAAGAUGUUGACAGAAAACAUUGGAGUAAGUUUGACCUGUUUGUACCAUAUUUAAAGACAUUCAACUCUGACUCAUUUGAUUAUGAUUCUCUUGCAAAGGCUGAUUACGUGUUUAUGAGAUGGAAGGAACAUUUUUUAGUGCCAGAUCACACAAUAAAAGAUAUAAAUGGUGCUUCAUUUGCUGGGUUCUAUUACAUAUGUUUUCAUAAAUCAGCCGCUACGAUUGAAGGAUAUUACUACCACAGGAGCUCUGAGUGGUUUCAAUCAUUGACUUUAAGUCAUGUUCCAGAACACAGUAUCCAAAUUUAUGAAUUUAGA